Messenger RNA from Bursaphelenchus xylophilus (pine wood nematode), 4265 nucleotides. NCBI's taxonomy places the organism in Eukaryota, Metazoa, Nematoda, Chromadorea, Rhabditida, Aphelenchoididae. The record is from the annotation of a GenBank genome assembly.
AUGAAGAACCGCUCCAAGAAUCUUGAUGUCGUAAGUUUUAAAUUCGCUGUCAAUUUAGAUAACUUUAUGCAGAUUCACAGCGGUAUGGCCAUCCUCAGUGAUGAGAAAGGCCGAGGAAAGCCGGUUCGUCUAGUGCUGACUAAAGGUAGAAUGAGAUCUGCUUCCCGCUAUUCAUUUUAGAACAAUUACUUAUACAAUCAAAUGUGGGAGUAGCGGAUGAUAAUUCUUCUGUAAGUGGUAUCACGUCGAUUGAAACGCCAGAAGCGACGUUAACCAAGUUGACAAGAACUGUUAAUGUCCCAAAAACAAAUGAAGGACUGGGGCUCUCCAUUAAGGUCAGUACAGGGUCGAAAAUCUUCGGGUGGUGCACACCCGCGUGGUGAAACUCGGGUAAGCCUUUUGGGUGAUCGCUUCUUCGGGUGAUGCGUAUUCGGGUCGCGCAUAUUCGGGAGAUGGAUUUUUGGGGGAAUGAAUUCUGACUACUACAUAAAUAUGGCACUGUAAAAUUUUUUUAUAUUUUUUGCAAUUUUUGUUCAUAUAAAGCGGGAGAUAAAAGAUUUUCUGAAAAAUUUUUGAAAUUUUUCUGUUUUUACUUUUUUUUUUAAAAAAAAAGUAAAUUUUCAGUUUACUUUCCGGAAAAUGCAAAAAAAAGUCAAUUUUUUGUUUGGCUUUCCGACUUCAAGGUCGGGAGUAGGACCGGAUCUUACUCCCCGCUCGGAGUCGAGGAAAGUCAGAGCUUGUUUUUACUUUCUUCCUCUUUUUGGCCCCGCACUGCAGGUUGCAAGGUUGACGCCAAGUCUUUCCCUGAUGUGUCAAGUUUUUCUCUUCCGAAAAAAUUAUUUUUAUGUUUGUGCGAUGUUGUGAAGCUAUGUUCUCUACGAAGAUGGGCUGAAAAGUGAUCAAGUAAGUUAGCAUUAGCAAGAGGAGAUGUACGUUUUUCAUUUGACACCAAAAAUUUCCCUGUUAUUUCAGAGAAAGGUACAAAAUUUUUCCAAUUCGUAAAGCUUCAUGACCAUGGAUAAUGUAAGUGAGAUUAUCUCGUUUUUUGCUACGACGUCAAGAUUCUAAGUCGGGAAACGUUUAGAGGAGACCCCACUCUCAUGUAUAUUCUCCAUGUAUGAAACCCCAUCAAUUUUGAGGAAUAACGACGUAAAAAUUUCAAAUACUAAGUUAUUGUAACAACGUUAUUUGAGCCUUAUUACGUUAUGACCUCAGUUUAGAACGCCUUCGCGGCAAAAAUCCGGCAGAUCUGAGCGGAUUUCGAUAUUGUACAUGACACCUAGAAAUCGAAAUUGAUGGCGUUUGAUAGAUGGAGAAUAUAACAAAACUAAAGAGUGCGGUGUCCUCCAGAACCCCCCAGCCUAGAACUGUUUACUCCAAUAACGGAACAAAAACGAGAUAAGCGCACUUACAUUAUCCAUGGUCGUGAAAAACUCCCGAAUUGGAGAAAUUCUGUAAAAUAAAAGGAAAAUAUUUGGUGUCAAUUGAAAGAAGAACACCUGCUCUUACUAAUAACAACUUACUUGUCUAGUAUUCAUGCCAUCUUCAUGUAGAAACAGGCUAUAUCGAAAAGAGGGGAAAAAUAAUUUUCUUACGGGGGAGAAAUUUGACACAUCUGGGAAUUCCCGGGUGAUCAAGGGCGCAGCUCACAAAAAUAGUUUUGAAGAAAAUAAAUUGGUGAGUAAAAACGGCGUCUUACUCACCAGCCAAAAUGGGCGAGCCAUUUUUGUUUCAACUUUCCGGAUCGAACUUUUGGCGAGCCAUUUUUGAUCCAACUUUCCAAAAAUUUGUCGUUCGGAGUAAGAAUGUUUUUUGACUUUCCGAAAUCGAAAAUUUCCGGAAAUUUUUCAAAAUUUACUUUUUUUUUUAAAAAAAAAGUGAAAACAGAAAAAUUUCAAAAAUUUUUCAGAAAAUCUUUUAUCUCCCGCUUUAUAUAACCAAGGUGAUUUAUAUCUGCCGGCAAGCUCAGUAUGCCGAUGAAUUUUUACGCCUACUUAGCAAAAAUAAUUUUUUCUGGAGCUGAGACCCGCUAUUUUCAACCGACUGAAUUUCAAACAAAACCUUGAAUUGACCUUUCUAUGUCUUCCCAAAGUCUUCAAGAAUGAUUUUCGGGCCGAAAUCGCUGAAACUUGGAAUUUUUUUUGGCCAAGUAGGCGUAAAAAAUCAUCGGCAUACCGACCUUGCCGCCAGAUAUAAAUCACCUUGGUUAUAUAUGGGAGGUGCUUUAUAAAUUUCAGCGCGCUAGUCCAUCCCAACCCCGCGGAUUUAGUCCAAAGUUAAAAGUUCACGAAAUAGGGGGAGGGGAGGAGGAGCCGACAGAGAAAGGCAGAAAUUUUUACAAAGAGAGAAAUUGCGCAACGUUGUGUAAGAUUGCGCUACUUUUAACUUUGGACUAAAUCCGCAGGGUUCGGACGGACUAGCGCGCUGAAAUUUAUAAAGCACCUCCCAUAUAUCAGGAAUCCAAAAAUGAAAUCUGUUUUGCGCGUCACUGUAUAUUUUGAGAGUAAUCCUUUUUUGUUAUGUCGUAUUCAGUAGCCAUAGGUGCAAUAUUUACUUCAUCACCCGAGAUAUCCCCCCGCGCCCCCAAAUCCAUCACCCGAACAUGCGCCACCCGAAAAUGCAUCGCCCGAAUAAGCGAUCACCCAAAAUGGGCUUUCCCGAGUUUUCCCAAAUAUUCAGUUACCCGGUCAGUACAAUAUCCACUGUAGUUAUCACUCAUCGAUCUUUCAGGGAGGUUCAAAUGAAAAGAACAGCGUUCCGAUUACAAUUUCGAAGGUUCUUCCAAACCUCCCAGGUAUAAAAAAAUUAAAGAUCAAUUAUCUUUGCAGCUGCUCAAACUGGUCAAGUAUUCGUGGGAGACACCAUAAUCGAAAUAAACGGGAUCAAUGUUGAGAACAAGACCCAUGAAGAAGUUGUUCAGAUUCUGCGCGAUGCCCCAGGGCCUCAUAUUACCCUAAGUUUAAAGCAUAAUGAACAACUGGCUCCUUUACUCAGGUAGAUCCGACAAUGACAUUACUGUAUACUUAAGAUCUCCAUCCAAACGGCUUAGCGUUGGACCAGGUGAUUCCAUGGUCGAUGUGAACAUGUACAAGAUCCAAAGUGCACUCAAAAGUGCAAAUGACCGUAGCCAGAACAAUCUGAAGGAAGGGGAGGAUCAAGCUGGCUGGAAGAAUAUACAAAGAUUACCUCUCCCCAUGGCUAUUGUUUCUCGAUAUCUCUGGGGAACCGACAAAUUGAGGAACAAUGCAUUUGAACUGAGGACGGUGGAUGGGAAAUCUUCUGGGAUUAUUCAUUGCGAAGACCGAAAGGCUCUCCAACAAUGGAUCAAAAACAUCGAAAAUCACAUUGAGACCCUCAACAAGAAGUCCGUCAAGAUGAGCAACAAGUAUUUACACCCUUCAGAACAUGUAAAAACACUUUUUAAGCAUUAUAUUGGUUUAGAUUACCUACAUUGGAUGGAUUGAAGAGAGGAUGGAGGCCGGAUAUUUUGAUGAUCCAAAAUUGAAGUGGGCUCAACGUUUCCUGAUCCUAAAGGGAACCGAUCUAUGCGUUUUCGAAACCCCUCCGGUUAGCAUAAAGACAAAAAUAAUUUCUUAUAUUAUAUAAAUUCAGCUAAACUCAGAAGAACUGGACAAAUGUGUAUGCUUGUACAAGAUAUAUGAGACAGCUCUUAAGACGGCCAUCAAACAUGUAGAUAGGCGAGAAAAUGUAUUCAUUCUGGAGUCUCAUAACGGUACUCAGCAUUACUUAUCUCUACACAGUCCCCGUCAACUUCAGCAACUGGAAUCCGGCUUCUAUAAUAGUCUUUAUAAAUCUGUAACCGCAAUGCAGGUAAUUGAAUCUUACAUUCUAAGCUGUCUUCAGACCCGAACGUUUUCAUGUAGCUAUGAAGGAAGGCCCGCUGGAUUUGUGUUGGAUAUAAAACAAGGCCUCAGCUUGUAUGACAUCCCGACUAAAGUAAGAUAACCGAUAAAGAUUGAACCUCCCAUAAAGAAAUAUAUCUGGCAAUAUGGAUUCGAAGCGCUACAAUCCUCGUCGGACGAUGGGAAAAUGAAUCUUCAACUGAUUUUGACAUCUCCAGAACCCGGAGUUACAGUUGAUAUCAAGGUAAGCCCAGCACGGAAAGAAAUUACUUCUCAUUCAAUUUAUUUCAGGACAUAAUCAGCGACGAAGUUCUUUGUAUCGUAUAUACAAUGCAUUCAUUCUACGUUACUAAAGUAAUGGGGGUUGAUCCCGAAUUUUUGAAAGCUACUCCCUUAAAUUAA